Messenger RNA from Striga asiatica, 423 nucleotides. The record is from the annotation of a GenBank genome assembly. NCBI's taxonomy places the organism in Eukaryota, Viridiplantae, Streptophyta, Magnoliopsida, Lamiales, Orobanchaceae.
AUGAAGGAAGUUUCACUAGUACUCUACCUUCUCACAACGAGUAUUCUCAUCGUCACAUCCCAAAUAACACUACCGUUCAAGAAGUCGCGGGUGAUUGUGACGAACUACUUUACCUUCGCCAACCAGACAACCUCAAUCGAGUGUUACUCCUCAGACGAUUACCUCGGAGUCCACAAACUUAGACUUCACGCAUCCUACGAAUGGAGUUUCAAGACAUCGUUUUUCAACACCAAAUUCUAUUGUUACUUUCGCACGCCGUGCAGUGAGGGGAAAUACGGCGUUUUCACGAAGAGGCUCAACGAUUUAUACUGCAAUUAUGUAUGUAAUUGGUCGAUACACUCAAAUGGGGUGUGCGUUCAUAAUCGAUUCACGGGUGAGGACUACUGCCAGCCAUGGAAGAUUGUGAAAUAUUGUACGACUUAG